CGCCUCCACGCUUGGGAACAGUCUUCUGAAUAUUCAAGCAUUGCUGCCUUCUGUGGGAGAGAACCACCCACCGCAGCGUCCCGGAGUGUCCUGCAGACCUGGUGAGAGGCAUCUUGUGCCUGGAGAUUCCCGAAAGAUUUGAUCAUCAGGAGGUUUUUCGGGACAUUACCAAACCACUCAUUUUUGCAGCUGCCUCCAGGUGAUGAUGGCCGCCUGAAUGUCCGCCAUGGCCCACCGGAACCGCCAGAGCACUGCCAACAGCAUGCUUGACCACAGGGCCAGGCCAGGACCCAUGCCGCAUGGCCAGGAGCCCGAGAGCAAGGAUGUGGAGCUGCCUUUGGAGGGCUAUGUGCCCAAGGGCCUGGAGCUGGCCAGCCUGAGGCCCGAGAGCCCCACGCCAGAGCAGCAGGAAUGCCACAACCACAGCCCUGAUGGGGACUCCAGCUCCGACUAUGUGAACAACACCUCCGAGGAGGAGGACUAUGAUGAGGGCCUCCCUGAGGAAGAGGAAGGCAUCACCUACUACAUCCGCUACUGCCCAGAGGAUGACAGCUACCUGGAGGGCAUGGACUGCAACGGGGAGGAGUACGUGGCCCACGGCACACACCCUGUGGACACCGAUGAAUGCCAGGAAGCCGUGGAGGAGUGGACAGACUCGGCAAGCCCACACCCGCUUGGCCACGGGGCUGAAGACAGUCAAGACUACCCAGACGGCCACCUGCCGAUCCCGGAAGAUGAAACUUCUGUCCUGGAGGCCCAGGACCAGGAAGAAGGCGGCCACUACUGUCCUAGCAAAGAGGGGUACCAGGACUACUACCCCUCGGAGGCCAAUGGGAGCGUAGGCAGUGCUUCCCCCUACUGCCCGAGGCGUGGGGAUGGGGACCUGGAGGACCAGGAGGAGGAUAUUGACCAGAUCGUGGCCGAGAUCAAGAUGAGCUUGAGCAUGACCAGUAUCACCAGUGUCAGUGAGGCCAGCCCUGAGCACAUGCCCGAACUGGGGCCCGGGGACUCCACAGAGGCCUGCACGCCUGGCGAGGCCAGCCAUGGGUCCAGCCGGCACGAGGCCAGGCCCAAGUCGCUGCACCUCCCCGCUGAGGCCAAGCACCCUGGAGACCCCCAGAGAGGCUUCAAAACCAAGACCAGGACACCAGAGGAGAGGCCAAAGUGGGCCCAGGAGCAGGUUUGCAAUGGAUUGGACCAGCCAAGGAAGCAGCAGCGUUCUGAUCUCAAUGGACCCAUCGACAAUAACAACAUCCCAGAGACAAAGAAGGUGGCAUCAUUCCCAAGUUUUGUGGCUGUUCCAGGGCCCUGUGAGCCGGAAGACCUCAUCGAUGGGAUCAUCUUUGCUGCCAACUACCUGGGGUCCACCCAGCUGCUCUCUGAACGCAACCCCUCCAAAAACAUCCGCAUGAUGCAGGCGCAGGAGGCCGUCAGCAGGGUCAAGAGGAUGCAAAAGGCUGCUAAAAUCAAGAAAAAAGCGAAUUCCGAGGGGGAUGCCCAGACACUGACAGAAGUGGACCUCUUCAUCUCCACACAGAGGAUCAAGGUUUUAAAUGCAGACACACAGGAAACCAUGAUGGACCAUGCGCUGCGCACCAUUUCCUACAUCGCCGACAUUGGGAACAUCGUGGUGCUGAUGGCCAGACGCCGCAUGCCCCGGUCGGCCUCGCAAGACUGCAUCGAGAGCACGCCCGGGGCGCCGGAGGGGAAGGAGCAGUGUAAGAUGACCUGCCACGUGUUUGAGUCGGAGGACGCCCAGCUGAUAGCCCAGUCCAUCGGGCAGGCCUUCAGCGUGGCCUACCAGGAGUUUCUGAGGGCCAACGGCAUCAACCCGGAAGACCUGAGCCAGAAGGAGUACAGCGACAUCAUCAACACCCAGGAGAUGUACAACGAUGACCUCAUCCACUUCUCAAACUCGGAGAACUGCAAGGAGCUGCAGCUGGAGAAGCACAAGGGGGAAAUUCUGGGCGUUGUGGUCGUGGAGUCGGGCUGGGGCUCCAUCCUGCCCACCGUGAUCCUGGCCAACAUGAUGAACGGCGGCCCGGCAGCCCGCUCCGGGAAGCUGAGCAUCGGGGACCAGAUCAUGUCCAUCAACGGCACCAGCCUGGUGGGGCUGCCUCUCGCCACCUGCCAGGGUGUCAUCAAGGGCCUGAAGAACCAGACGCAGGUGAAGCUCAACAUUGUCAGCUGUCCCCCUGUCACCACAGUCCUCAUCAAGCGACCCGACCUCAAGUACCAGCUGGGCUUCAGCGUGCAGAACGGAAUCAUCUGCAGCCUCAUGCGAGGGGGCAUCGCCGAGCGAGGCGGUGUCCGUGUUGGCCAUCGCAUCAUCGAGAUCAACGGGCAGAGCGUGGUGGCUACGGCUCACGAGAAGAUCGUUCAGGCUCUGUCCAACUCCGUCGGGGAGAUUCACAUGAAGACCAUGCCUGCUGCCAUGUUCAGGCUCCUCACCGGCCAGGAGACCCCGCUGUACAUCUAGGCCCACCCGGCCUUUGCCAUGGAGCCGGGGACGACAGGCGGGCCUGCCUGCGCAGAGCUGGAGCCAGGAUAAAGCUUGGAGCCCUGACCCCACAGCCCAGCCAAGGACACUGGCUCCCCCAAAGGGUGUGCCCUCGCCACCCAAUCUGGGGUCUUUUUGUUUGUUUUUUGUUGGGGGGGUUGAUGAAAAGGGGUAUGUCUUUAUCAAGAGAGAGUCGCAGGAACAAGCCUUUGUACAACAUGCAAGUAUUUUGCCACCUUCGGAACUGUUUCUCAUUGCGACUGACAAAGGGCGUUCACGGGUCCCUCUGUGUGGUGUAGAGUGUGUGUCACUCCUCCCUGAAGCUGUAGAGCGCAAAUUGGGUGCCCGCCUGUGCGGCUGUGAAGGGAGACCUGAGGGACACAGCUCCUGGGCAGUGGCAGGGAGCUUCCACCCCCUGGCUGGGACACCUGGAGUUCUGCGGCGUCCCAGAUGGACCCACACAGCCAACUCUGCCGCUGCUUCCCCAGGAGCGUGGGCAUGUCCAGCUCCUGGGAUGUGACUUGUGCUGAAAGUGUGGGAACAUGUGACAGAUUGUAUUUUCCUAGAAAGGAGAUGUUCCUGAGUUAAAUAAAGGUUCAUGGCCACAACGUUAAAACUCCAUAUUUAUUUAGAGGAUAUUGCCACUUGGACUUCCAUUUUGGCAAGCUGUUCUUCAGAUCUUUGGGGUUUCCAAUGACCUGUGACCGACACCUGCUUCUCCUGUCCCCACCUGUUCUCUGCAUCACCUGAGUCUCUGUGAACUUUCCUAGGAACCUGCCCUCCCCACCACUGCUCCACCACAGGGCUCCGACGGGUGGGACAUGCUGAGUAUGCUGCCGGGACACAGACAGCGGCAUGGGCGUCUCUUCCUCUUUAUAGCUUAUACAUGUGUCACACACAUACACCCCGCCCCCCACCCCGAGAAACCUUGACCUCUGCCCUUCCUGAGGCCACCAGCCGUAAGCGCAAAUUCCUUGGCAAGCCAGGCGCCCCUGCGAUGAGCAGUAUUAGUACGUGUGUAGAUCACUGGACACAUCGUCUGGUUCAGUUCAUCAGAGGUCAAUGUUAACUGAUGUCAUUUUGUCCGGAAGUCUCUUUUUUUGGCCCAGGCCUUGAAGAAUACACUGUGACUUAAGAAGCCUUACCACGCAGUAACUAAAGCUUUAGGAUUACUGUACUCGAGGAGUAACCUGUGUGUUGCAUGCUGCUGACCUUAGGAAGACUUCGCACAUAUCACUAAUAAACCUGAAGUCGUGAAGAAA
This is a messenger RNA of Chinchilla lanigera (long-tailed chinchilla), 3762 nucleotides long. RefSeq names its product amyloid beta (A4) precursor protein-binding, family A, member 2 (gene Apba2). The coding region runs from base 218 to 2479 and encodes 753 amino acids. The record is from RefSeq and is a predicted model, not a curated record. Gene Ontology annotation, biological process: chemical synaptic transmission. NCBI's taxonomy places the organism in Eukaryota, Metazoa, Chordata, Mammalia, Rodentia, Chinchillidae. Gene Ontology annotation, molecular function: protein binding; amyloid-beta binding. The transcript is spliced from 15 exons. Gene Ontology annotation, cellular component: cytoplasm; dendritic spine; plasma membrane.